AUGGACUACGCCGCAUGCAAUAUUGUCUACGUGGAUCGCACAGCUCUCGAGGACAAAUUGGUGCGGAGAGAAGAUGUGGUCACAAAUGUUUCGACCUUGGAGAAUUCAGCUACUGCCACCGAUGGCGCGAUAACACCACGAGCCAUCAGUGCCGUCGACAGUAAUGUGAAUAUUUUAUUGGGCUCUUUUACUGAAGUUCACGUUUGUACCUCGGGCAGGUCUUGCAUAUCGAAAAUCUCUGAACUAAAUCGCGCAUCGACCGCCGAUUUGAUACCUACCCUCGUUUUAAUAGAUAUCCCGUAUGAUGAUCAAGUAACUGAGCGACCUGCGAGGGAAGUCCGGACACCUUCGCCCAGUUCCAAACCACAGAUUGAUGGUAUCCUCGAUGAAGAUAUUGUGGAGGCAUACGGGAUAAAACUACUACAAUGGAUUGCAUCCGAACUGCAACAGCACCGCCUAUCGAAACUCAUAGUUCCAGUGGCCAUGGUUGCUUCGGCGUCGGAGCCGGGUCUCUCGGUGAAUUCAUCAUCAAAAAAUCGAAUGAGUUCGAGAUCGGAACCCGCUCCUGCUGGAUAUGAAAUUGGCAGGCAAAAUCGGAAAUCGAGCGGCAUCUACAUACCACUGGAUCAGAGAAGGACAAUGAGGUUUUUAGACAUCGGAGCAGUGGAUGUCAUAACGAAUCCGCUCCUCCUCGAACGAUUACCCAGUUUGGCAGUACAUGCGUAUCGAGCGCAUAAAGACGCGUCCAAGGAUCACAGGGCAUUUAUGGAGUUGAAGAGGGGAAGAAAGCGAUCGUGGGUUGGUGUCGAGGAUCAAAAACCUUAUGCAUAUUUGAGAGAAGCAAUGGUAUCUAGAUUGAUGGAAGGAAUCUGCACGCUAAACAGUGAAGAAGUAGAAGAGUAUGGCCAAUGGAGAGUGUCUGUUCCAUUAGAUCGAAGGGAAACGAUAGUUCAUGCCAUUAGCUCGUGGCAAUUCUCGGCGCAUGAUUUUGAGGAUGAUGAACUUUUGUAUGCAUCAUCAUUAAUGUUUCAACAUGCACUCUCUUUACCGGAAUUGGAGAAGUGGCGGAUAUCCACAGAAAACCUCACAGCCUUUCUCAUCACAAGUCGAGAAGCGUACAAUAGUUUCGUACCGUAUCAUAAUUUUCGUCACGUCGUCGACGUUCUUCAAGCUAUAUUUCACUUUCUCGUACGAUUGGGGAAUCUCCCCGAAUACCCUCCGAGGCCAGAUGGGACAACAAGUCAAAGAUCAUCACCAAUCGCCGAGCUUAUCAGACCCUUUGAUGCUCUUACAUUGAUGAUUACCGCCAUCGGUCAUGAUGUCGGUCAUCCUGGUGUCAACAAUGCAUUUCUUGUUCAUCUAAAUGCACCACUAGCUCAACUUUAUAACGAUCGAUCUGUUCUCGAAUCAUUCCAUUGCGCUGCUUACUCUCAGAUAUUGCGUCGUCAUUGGCUAGCAGCUUUCGAGGAGCGUGGCAUGCGACAAUUAAUGAUAAGCACAAUCUUGGCAACAGAUAUGGGUUUACAUUUCGAUUACAUGAAGAAGCUUGGCUAUCUGCAAGAAAAGCUACAUGAGAAUGGUGGUGUCACUGAUGGUUGGAAUGGUAGAACGAUUGAGGAUCAACGAACACUUGCUUGCUCUUUACUUAUUAAAUGUGCAGAUAUAAGCAACGUGGCACGAAGAUUUGAUACCGCUACUCGAUGGACCGAAAUAUUGACUGAUGAAUUUGCUCGUCAAGCUUCCAUGGAACAGGAUUUGGGUAUACCGACGGCUUUAUAUGCGCCCCCUGUUCGAGAAAUCAUUGAACUUGGCAAAUCUCAAAUAGGUUUCAUGAAUAUGUUUGCCAUACCAUUGUUUGGUGGCGUAACCGAUGUCAUGCCUAGUAUGGCAUUUUGCGUCGAAGAAUUGGAGAGAAAUAAAGCUGCUUGGGAAAACAGGAUAGCUAUAGAGCAGGAGAAAAUGAGGCAAGACGGAUUCUUGGGGCCCCCUGAUAGCGUUCAGUCAGGCAUGCGCUCUCCCCGUACAAUGAGUAUUGCACAACCUACUCAGGAUGGAUCUGGUAGCCCGGAUGCUACUUCUAGACACGGUGAUCCUUCCAACAACCGUAUCCAACCAAGGCUUAACAGAAAUCCGUUCAUGAUAAGACAAGGUUCCAACGAUGAAUCGCCCAAAGGUACUAAACAAGGCAUAGAAUUUCCUCUGUCGUCUGAUCGGAGACCAUCAAAGCCUAGUCAACUUCAACUGAGUUACGCAACUUCAAGUGCACCGGGACUUCUCAAUCACCCGAACCAGGACGUAGAAAUUCUGGCAAAUGGCGAUCGACGAGUUAAUGGAGUACAUGUUCAGCCGUCUCUCUCCACAGAUGUUGUAGUGGUAGGCCCGCCUACACCUAAAGAACUCUCACUACCACAUCACCAAAGAAGUAGCGAAACUACAACUGAGGGUAGUAAUUCUGGUUCUGCCGGAGAAUGGUCCGCAGGCGCAACGACAAAUAACAAAAGCCCCCUUGCACCUAGUACCCAGGCGACCAGCUUUGCAAGCGAAGAUUCGAACAAUGAUAGAGCUGUCACUCCUACUUACGCAUCUCCGCUAGUCAAUAGUACGAGUCAUUCUUCGGUGAACUAUGAUAGAUCAAGUCAUUCUACAAAUGAUGGAUCGACUGCACCGGAAGCGGGAUCGGAUCUUAAAGUGUUGGCGGAGACGGGGAGAAAUUUGAAAAAGAAGCCCAGCCGGUUCAGGAUGAAUGGAUUGCAUUUCUGGAAAAGGAAAAAUGGCAAUCCACCAAUGCCAGCUGGGACACCCGACAAGCGUGAUUCUGACGGCACCGAAGGGUGA
Molecule: messenger RNA, 2835 nt
Organism: Sclerotinia sclerotiorum 1980 UF-70
Lineage: Eukaryota; Fungi; Ascomycota; Leotiomycetes; Helotiales; Sclerotiniaceae
Exons: 4
Coding region: 1-2835 (944 amino acids)
Biological process (GO): signal transduction
Molecular function (GO): 3',5'-cyclic-nucleotide phosphodiesterase activity
Source: RefSeq, a predicted model, not a curated record